CGACCUAACUUUUUCCCAAGAAAAUUUUCCAGGCAAAAAGAAAGAAAAAUAAUUUUAUUCUUCAUUGCAUUUCCUCUCUACAACUACAAGCACAUAAAGAAACCAUAUUCGUGUGAUUUCUCUCUAAUCGUUGCGUUCGUCGGUUUCUGGGAUUUCAAGUAUCGGUACGCCAUAAAAGGUGCAUCCGUUCUAUCCAGGGAUGAAUAGUUCCAAUAACCUUGGGUACCGUAGAGGGGAACUAAAUUCUUUAAAGAGAAAUAAUGAAUCCUAUUGGCUCGGGCACAUUGUUUAUGCAUGUGUUGAUUUCUAAAUGUGACUUAUGUGGCAAGAAACAUACUUUUGUGAAACUUUUCCAUAACACAUAAUAAUUAAUAAUUUUUUACAAUCACAUAGUUAUUGAUAAAUUUUGGUAAAGGGGAGCCAUGACCUGUAUUUAAUUGAGAGGGGGUAGAGGCUCACUCAGUUAAAGAAAUACUCACUGUAUCACAUUAGAUUAUUUUGUAUUGUUCGAUAAUUUGAAAUAUAAAUUUCAAUCGCAUAUAUCGAAUAUCAAAUACUACUAAAAAUCAAUUUCACUCACAAACGUAAAAAAAUAAAAUAUGUAAUCCAUAAUAUUAAUUAAUGAUAAAUUAGGUGUAUUCCAAACACCGAUACCAAACUUUCACUCCUAGCAACGAACAAUAUUUUAGAUAUUGAUAUCCUUGGAGUUGGUACCUGACUUUCCAAGUAAUGGUUAAUUACUAAUCAAAUUAAUUAACUACCCAUUAGCAAGGGAUACAACUAAUAUGCACAUGGACAUACUUACAUGGAAUAAUGCGUUCUCGUUCUUUAAUGAGAUUUACGAUGCUCGAUAACUUUAUGAUUACCCCUAACCAACCAUAAUACAACUAACAUUCAUACAAAUGAAUUAAAUUAACUAAUUUAAUCUGACCACUAUUCACACUACCUCACAAAAGAACUUCAUGCUCUACUUCAUCAGUAGGCUUUAAAGCAUUGGCAUAACUUGAUAAUUUGCAAAACCCCACCAAUUUUCUUGAUUUAUUCGAACUAAACGAGCUGGAUUUCUAGUUUCUUCCAUAAACCAAGUGUUUAAAAGGAAAAAAGCCCAGAAAACUGCAAGGCCCGCCCAUCAUUAAAGCCCAGAUAAAUCAUGAGGCUGGCCUAUCAUUGCCAUUGCUUCACCAGGAGAAAGCCCGUAUUUAUCCCAAUUCCUCGUCGCCGUCAGCUGAAAUUAGAGCAGGCGCAGCCGCGCAGGCAGGUAGACGGUAGCCUAGCUCACCUCACCACCGCUCUCCUUUCUCCCGGCGAUCUGUCUUCCCCAAAGGCCAAAACACCCAAAUUCUUUUGUCCCCUACUUCUUCUCCAUUGAGCUCCGGAAAUUUCCAUGGGUGUCUCGAUCCUAUCCCCGAAGACCCUCAGGUCACUCUCCGUUUGCCGUUCCAAUCCCCCUCGUAAACCCUCCGAAACUUCGCUCUCCGAUUCAGUCCCGACUCCACUUCCCCUGCAUUCUUUCAUUAUCUCAAUUGGGUCCCUCUUCUACCGCUCCGAAGCGCGCGCAGAGUGUAAAUAUGGCAGCUUUAGAAGCUCACAGUCGAAUUCCUCCACCACGGGAUCGUCGUCGUCUUCGAUGUGCUCAGAAUCUACAGGGAUCACUCGGCGCAAUCGCUACAGCUCGAGUGUUCUGAACCCUGUGAUUCAUGGAGGCUGCUUCCGAUGUUACUCGGCUUCUGCAUCUGCUGCUGCUGCUGAUGAUGAUCCCGAGUCUCGGAGAUCUCUCCCUAAGGUCGUUCGGCAGAAACCAAAGUUAAUGCCGUUCUGGAAGAUUGUUGCAUUGGUCAGAAAUGGCGAUGGCGAUUUGGAUUUGAAGCUUGAUUCGAUGAAUUUAAGGUUGGAUUCUUACUCCGCCAUGGCGAUUCUUCGUGUCCUCAAUCAAGAGAAGGUAUCAGCUUUAGGUUUCUUUGACUGGCUUCAAGCUACUCACCCUGGUCUGAUGCUCAACUCCUGUAUUUGUAACUUAAUGAUCGACAACUGUGGUGGAUGUGAUGAUUACGAAAGCAUGCGUGGCCUCUUAGUUGGUUUCGGUUUGGAGGGCAUUGCUCUGACCAAAGAAGCAUUUCAGUUCUUAGCUUUGAAGUUUAGAGAUGAAGGUGUUUCGGUGGAAGAAGCUAUACGAAAUGUACUUCAUGUAUUGGAAGAAGUAAAGGGCGGAGUUUAUUCAACUGGGGUGAAAUCCUUGAUUGAGAUGCUCGCCAGUUCGGUGUCUUUUGAUAUGGCCAAGCUUGUGAUCAGGUUGAGUGAUAUGAGGGUGUGUUAUUAUAGCGUACUGAUAAAGGAAAUGUGUAAGAAGCAGGAGUAUCAAAAGGCGAGAGAAGUGAUAGGGGAGGUGAGGGGAACUCAUAGAGAUUAUACUAUCGAUUUAGAUCGCCAUAUGUACAAUUACAUGAUUAGUACGAUGUUGAAGGCUGGCCUGGAAGAUUCGGCUCACGAAGCUCUGCAGGAAAUGAUGAGCGAAGGGUGUCCUCCAGAUGCAUUGACUUUUGAGAUAUUUAUAUGUGAUUGUGUGGCGAAGGGCAGAUUCAGUACUGGGAUAAAGUUCUUUGAUCAUAUGGUGGAAGCUGGCAUUAAACCGAGGCAAUCGACGCAUGCUGCUGUUAUCAAGUUGUUGUUCAACGUCGAGCAUUACGAUGAGGCUUAUGAGUACGUGGUUUCUGUGAGUGAUAGGUUCAAGAAUUCGGGUAAUCAGGCUUACAACAUGCUUGCAGAACUCCAUAGGAGGAAAUCCAAUCUGAUGACUUCCAUAGACAUUCUUUGUGCAAUGAUGAGUAAGGGUCUAGCGCCGGAUCCUAAUAUUUAUGGGAAAGUUUUGAGAAGCCUCAAGACGUCUAUGUGGAAACGAGAGGCCACGGAUUUGGACAACCAGCAUAAGAGGCUUCAGUUAGCAGCUUAGUUUGGCUGGUGGGCACUAUUAUAGAAUUCUCUCUUCCCGCAUUCUACUCGGCACUGAAUGGAAAAAGAAUUACGGUCUGUGUAUACUGAACUUCCAGAGGAACACAGUGAACGCUGAUAUGAAUAUAUACUUUUUCCGCCACCAAGAUUUCACCUUUCACAUGUCUAGCUUCUGAAAGCAAGCAGAAAGAAGGAUGAAGAAGCUGUCUGAUCAAGAAAAAAGGAGGAACAACCAGUUUCUUCCAGGUAUAUAGCUUUGUCGAAUGUAUGAGAUUGCAUUUGCCUGAUCACACUAGGACUAACUCCAGGAAAAACAUUAUUCUUGUUUCAGUCUUGGCCACAAAGAAUCUUUGGCCCUUUUGGAUUUGUAUUUUACUAUUUUUCUUCUUCUGCUUGCUGGCCUAAGUUGCAGCAGAGCUACGAGAGCAAUCUUUACCCCAUUCUCUUGUUUUGAUCGGUUGUUUGUAGUUAGCAUGCUCAGUUAGCUUAGCCUAGUCCGAAAAUUUUCGGUUCCAUACACUUCCCAAUAUCUCUAAACUCCCAUUGAAAACUGUGUUUGGAGUUGGGGAAAGAAGCAAACUCUGGUUCUCACUUAUGGAGCACAGAGCACAUAAGAUUGUGAACUAAUGACGGUUUCCUGCCAGGUAAAGUGAAGCAUCAAAGCAGAUUUUAGAUCGAGUUAGAAAUCAAUUCUUCCUUUUCUGAGGCCUAUUUCUGAUGUACCUAUUUAUGGUUUGGGACAUGCAUUAUCAAUUCUUCACUCAUGAGCACUGUUCUGCAGCAGUGCAGCCCUUCCUUCCAGCAUGCAUCAUCAUGUCUCGUUGCUGCUAGCAUUGUAUAGCAGCGAUCAUAGUUGCCAUGUCGAUGAAGCUCUCUGUAGGAUUUCCUUCCUGCCCUUCACCACACCAUCACUCGGCCACAACCACUACCACUUUCGCUGUUCGCAUCAGUGAGGUCAUUAAUGGCUGACAAAGUUGAGUCCACUUAGGAUUUCCUUUUGUUGGUUUGUAAAAGAAAAAAAAAAAGACAAAACCUGGUCAUGCAUAUGUAAAGUAGUAUAAUAAUGAACUCAUUCUUUCUGUGCAAAAAAUUUCAAAAUCGACUUAAAAAUGAAAGAGAUACCAUAUGGUAUUGAGGUGGUAACGAGUGGAAUGAAAUUGUUUUUCUCAAAAUAUAUUGAAAAUGGAUUUCAUAGAUCAAAACGAACUCGUUAUAUCUUGUGUAAAUAUUUUUAAAAUUCAAGUUAGAAGGAGAACAUGACAACCUAUUAAAACAACUAAGGAAAAAAAAAAUGGUCCAUAAGUAAAUAAGCCCAUAAGCCCAAAGUAAGUCGCCCUACAAAAUCAUUCGACGAAGGCUGACGAUUGGAAAAAAAAAAAAAAAAAAAGGCUGACGAUAUUCCCGCCAGGUAACUCCGCCGGUUGCCGACUUGCCGCUCUCUUUCCCGUUCCCCCGUUCCACUCAAUCUCCGAUUCUCAUCAGCUCCGCUUCCUCCUUCGUGCCCUAAGAAAAAUCUGAUACUCCUCUAUGAGUCUAAAGCCUUCCAUUUCUAUCCCGCCUGUAUCGUCACACGCUUUUUGCGCCAGCCUGUUUCAAUGGCGGUCGUAAAGAUGAUGGCUUUAGAAGUUCAUCGCCGAAAUCAUCCACUGGGUCGUCUUCUCGUAGCUCAGAAUCUUUUGGGUUCUGUUCAAGGCAAUCGCUACAGAAGUUUUCUCUCAGUUAUGCCUCUGUUCGGUGCUAGUGUUCAUGGUUGCUUCCUGUUUUACUCGAAUUCGGCUGAUUCUAGGUCUCUCAUGUUUUUUUUGGUAAUGCUUUUAGCCAAAAACAAACGAGAAAGAAAUUCCUGGACAUUAACGAGGAAUGAUGGGAAUAUGCUUGCCGAAUUUCAUACAAUGUGGGUGGUGGCAGUGGCAUUCAGAAAAGUUCCUUUAUGCAGUCAUGAACAAGGGUGUAGGAUGUGAUUCUUGUGUUCAUUGAAGAGGUUUGAGAAGCUUCAAAGAGUUUCCGAUGGAAAGAAAGAGGCUUUCGAUUUGGAAAACCAAUUCGAGGAUUCAAUUGUAAGCUGGAAAUUGCUGCUGCAUUUUGGUUGCGAUCACUUUGCCCCUGACAGCAAAGAACAAAGAAAUCGCCUUUGCUCAUGUCAUGCUGUUGAAAUCAAGCAGAAAAGGAAGGCAGAAGAAUCAGCUUCGUCCAGGUAAGGAACUCUGUCGAAUUUAUGAUUGCGAGUAACUAAAUGAAAUCAGUUCUGUGUU
Molecule: messenger RNA, 5198 nt
Organism: Linum trigynum
Lineage: Eukaryota; Viridiplantae; Streptophyta; Magnoliopsida; Malpighiales; Linaceae
Source: the annotation of a GenBank genome assembly